Molecule: messenger RNA, 5762 nt
Organism: Homarus americanus (American lobster)
Lineage: Eukaryota; Metazoa; Arthropoda; Malacostraca; Decapoda; Nephropidae
Product: cingulin-like
Exons: 5
Coding region: 80-4297 (1405 amino acids)
Source: RefSeq, a predicted model, not a curated record
AGAGUUUUCCGAAAAACGUCCAGCUUAAAACAUCUUUCUUCAUAAAAUUCUUCUCGCCAAAUUUUCGCCCACACUGGUGAUGGUAAGGGAGCGUGUGACUGGGGGCGCCCUGCUACUGCUGCGUUUCGUCAGCACCUCCUGCCUGGUCCACCUCACCCAUGGCCUACUACAGGUGCCAGACCCCACCACCCAUCACUUCUUCCAUCACCCUUCACUGCCCGGUGGUUCCGACCCUGUUGAGGACAACAAUGCACCUGGCGACCACGUCAACAUCUGGGAAACUUCGCCAGGGUCUCAGGAUGCCUCUGGUCGAAGACAUCGUGACCCGAGUGUUCGUCGUCUGGUAAAAGGAAAAGAAUUCGAAGAGCGAGGCCAAGGGGUCAGAGGGGCACUUGUCGACAAUCGACUUACGAGGGACAGUGAUGUCGAGGUUCGUCUGGCUGGUCGACGAGACAGAUAUUCUGAUGGUCGCUAUGCAGUUCGUGUUGCUGAAGGCCGUAGUUUUGAUGCCCGACUUUCUGAAGGCCACCAACUUCAUGUCCGACGUGCUGAAGGCCGCCGAAUUGAUACACGACUUGCUGAAGGACGAGGACUUGAUGCUCGACUUGUUGAAGGCCGCCGCCUUCAUGUCCAAUACGAUAAAAUUCGAAGACUUGAUGCCCGACUUUCCGAAGGUCGACAACUUCACGACCGAAUUGGUGAAGAGCGAUAUCUUGAUGCCAGACAAGUCAAAGAGCAACGACUACUCAACAAGAUCGCUGAACGAAGACUGUUCGUCCAUAAAAGAUCUGAUACACACCUUCGUGGUGGACAAUUUAUUGAUAAACAACCUGACGCAAGGAAGGCUGAAGAACGUCGUCUUGACACAAAGAGAAAUUCCGGAGAACGUCGCCUUGACACGAGGAGGAACUCUGAAGAACGGCGCUUUGACACAAAGAGGAACUCUAAAGAACGACGUCUAGACACAAGCAGGAACUCUGAAGAACUUCUUCUUGACACAAGGAGGAACACCGAAGAACGACGCCUUAACACGAGGAGCAACACUGAAGAACGACGCCCUGACGCAAGGGGGAACUCUAACGAACGUCGCCUUGAGACAAGGAGGCGCUCUGAAGAACGUCGCCUUGACACAAAGAGGAACUCUGAAGAACGACGCCUUGACACAGGAAGGAACACUGAAGAACGGCUCCUUGACACAAGGAGGAACACUGGAGAACAACGCAUUGACACAAGGAGAAACUCUGAAAAUCGGCGGCUUGACACAAGGAGGAACUCUGCAGAACGACGCCUUGACACAAGGAAGAACACUGAAGAACGACGCCUUGACACAAGGAUAAACUCUGAAGAACGCCGCCUUGACACAAAAAGGAACUCUGAAAAACAACGCCUUGACGCAAAGAGGAACACUGAAGAACGGCGCCGUGACACAAGGAAUAACAGUGAAGAACGACGCCUUGACACAGAGAGGAACUCUGAAGAACGUCGCCUUGAUACAAAGAAAAACAUUGAAGAAAGUCGCCUUGAUACAAGGAAGAACACUGAAGAACGUCGCCAUGACACAAAGAGGAACUCUGAAGAACGACGCCUUGACACAGGAAGGAACACUGAAGAACGGCUCCUUGACACAAGGAGGAACACUGGAGAACAACGCAUUGACACAAGGAGAAACUCUGAAAAUCGGCGGCUUGACACAAGGAGGAACUCUGCAGAACGACGCCUUAACGCAAAGAGGAACACUGAAGAACGGCGCCUUGACACAAGGAAUAACAGUGAAGAAGGACGCCUUGACACAAAAAGGAACUCUAAAGAACGACGCCUUGACACCGGAAGAAUCACUGAAGAACGGCGCCUUGACACAAGGGAGAGCUCUGAAGAACGACACCUUGACGCAAGGAGGAACUCUGAAGAACGUCGCCUUAACACAGGAAGGAACUCUGAAGAACGUCUCCUUAACACAAGAAGGAGCUCUGAAGAACGUCGUCUUGACACAAAGAGGAACUCUGAAGAACGACGCCUUGACACAGGAAGGAACAGUGAAGAACGGCGCCUUGACACAAGGGCUAACUCUGAAGAACGUCGCCUUGACACUAGGAGGAAGUCUGAAGAACGUCGCUUUAGCACACGGAGGAACUCUGAAGAACGUCGUCUUGACACAAGGAGAGCAGAAGAACGUCACCUUGACACGUGGAGGAAUACUGAAGAACGUCCCAUUGACACAAGAAGGAAUACUGAAGAACGUCGCCUUGACGCAAGGAGAAACACUGAAGAGCGUCGCUUUGACGCGUGGAAUAAUGCUGAAGAACGGCGCCUUGAUACAAGGAAGAACACCGAAGAACGACGCCUUGACACAAGGCGUAACAUUGAAGGACAUCGCCUUGACACAAAAAGGAACACUGAAGAACGUCACCUUGACACAAGAAGGAACACCGAAGAACGUCGCCUUAACACAAGGAUGAAUACUGAAGAACGUCGCUUUGACACAAGAAGGAACACAGAAGAACGUUGCCAUGACACAAAGAGGUACAGUGAAGAACGUCGCCUUGACACAAGAAGGAAUACUGAAGAACGUCCCCUUGACACAAGAAGGAAUACUGAAGAACGUCGCCUUGAUACAAGGAGGAAUACUGUAAAACGUCACAUUGACACAUGGAGGAAUACUGAAGAACGUCGCCUUAACACAAGAAGGAAUACUGAAAAACGUCGCCUUGACGCAAGGAGGAAUACUGAAGAACGUCGCGCUGUCACGAGAAUUAAUACCGAAGAACGUACUCUUGACACAAGAAGGAAUACUGAAGAACGUCGCCUUAACACAAGAAGGAAUACUGAAGAACGUCGCUUUGAUACAAGAAGGAAUACUGAAGAACGUCGCCUUGACACAAGAAGGAAUACUGAAGAACGUCGCCUUGACACAAGAAGGAAUACUGAAGAACGUCGCUUUGAUACAAGAAGGAAUACUGAAGAACGUCCCCUUGACACAAGAAGGAAUACUGAAGACCGUCGCUUUGAUACAAGAAGGAAUACUGAAGAACGUCCCCUUGACACAAGAAGAAAUACUGAAGAACGUCGCCUUGACACAAGGAGGAAUACUGAAGAACGUCGCGCUGUCACGAGAAUUAAUACCGAAGAACGUACUCUUGACACAAGAAGGAAUACUGAAGAACGUCGCCUUGUCACAAGGAGGGAUACCGAAGAACGUCUCCUGAACAGUAGGAAAGCUGAAGAACGGGGCCUUGACACAAGGAGGAAUAUAGAAAAACGUCGCCUUGACACAAGGAGGAAUACCGAAGAACGUCGCCUUAACAGUAGGAGAGCUGAAGAACGGCGUCUUGACACAAGGAGGAAUACUGAGGAACUUCGCAUUGACACAAAAAGGUACAGUGAAGAACGUCGCCUUGACACAAGAAGGAAUACUGAAGAACGUCGCCUUGACACAAGGAAAGCUGAAGAACGUCGCCUUGAGACAAGGAGGAAUACUGAAGAACGACGCCUUGACACAAGGAGGACAACGGAAGAACGUCGCCUUGACAAAAGGAGGAAUACUGAAGAACGUCGCCUUGUCACAAGAAGGAAUACUGAAGAACGUCGCCUUGACACAAGGAGGUAUUCUGAUGAACGUCGCCUUGACACAAGGAGGAACACUAAAGAACGUCUAAUUGACACAAGGAGGAACACUGAAGAACGUCGCCUUGAAACAAGAAGGAAUACUGAAGAACGACGCCUUGACACAAGGCGGACAACAGAAGAACGUCGCCUUGAAACAAGGAGAAAUACUGAAGAACGUCUCCUUGACACAAGGAGGAAUACUGAAGAACGUCGCCUUGAAACGAGGAGGAAUACUGAAGAACGUCGCCUUGACACAAGGGGAGUUGAAGGUCGUCGUCUUGACACAAGAAGAGUUGAAGGUUGUCUCUUUAACCCAAGGAGCUGUGAAGGCAGUAGCCUUGACACAAGGAGAGCGGAAGAAUGUCGCUUUGACACAAACAGGAAGGUUCCUGGAGAGCUGCUGCUUCAAGGCUACAAGUUGUCCGUGGCGCCAGUUUCCUCCUUGUUGGAAGUAGCACCCAAGACACAGCACCCUCACUCAUUGUUAGACGAUGUCACCUUUAUGAAGUCCCAACCUUCUGCCUUCAUGGACUCAGCCGCCUUCCAGUCCACACAUCCUUAUUUACCGGUGGAGGAACACAAGGACGAGAAGUGUGUGGGGGAUUUCCUUAUGACGGGAUUGUGGACGGGUCUGGCUACUAUGGCCCUCUACCACGCCCGCAACACCCACGCCUCCAAGCUGGCCGUGUUCUAGGUGCCACGCCAAUACCCCAACACGUUUUGUGCAACACAACACGUCAGCUGCUCUACUGGACCAUAUCUAAACUUACAUAGGAUUCGAUUUUCCUACUAUAUAUGAUUACUUCGAGAGGCAUAUUUAGUAUGUACCAGUAUUGUAUACAGACCUACUCUGUUAUACGCCAAAUAUCACCUUUGAAAUUCAUCCCAAGUUGAUUUUUCUUUCAUCACUGUGCUCACAAUACCCCAAACCCGAGAGACACCGAGGCUUCCUGAUGCGCACUUCAUACUUCACCUGACAUUGUUUUGUUAUUGAUUGUUCUCUGUGUCUGACGGAACCAAACUUCAUUGCCUUGCAACUCCCUAUGGUGUUUAUAUCUAAAGUUUUCCUAAUAAUAUUUUUCUAACUCACUACUUAUUGGGAGAUGAAUAAUUUUGAAGGUAUAAGGACUUAAUGAUUUUUUGACUGCCUUUUUUAAGUUUCCAGUAAGUUAAUGUUUACAUUAAGAAAGUCUGAAACAACAGUAUUGUAUAAGGAUUAUGACUUAGUAAUUCCUCGAAGGUUCAAUUUACUUUUGUAUAAAAACAUUAAUGUGUUAAACAAAGGGGCGUAUCGUAAACUGCGCGCUUUAUAACCAUUCAGAGGUUCUAAAAGCAAUAGUUGUGUUAAGUAAACGGUAAAUUAUUCUUGUUACUAUUCGUUUGCUGCCCAUUGUUGAAGUGAACACGAAUCAUCACCAGUCUCACGUGCUUUAUAACGUCACAUUCAUCAAUUUGAUUCACAUCUUCAUUACAAUUUUUUAAAGAACAUCUUAAAUAUUGCUAUCCCGUUUUCUAUUCAAUACCGGCCGCCACGAGAACGACUCCUGCACGAUUUUCGACGCUAAACGGCUGAUGACGUUCCCAAAAGGUCGGAACAACUCUCUCCUGCACCUGACUUCACUUUCACUAUCCCCAGGUCGCUGUAUGCGCACCUGGAACCAGUAUAAUCAUCUUUACAUUGUCUAUUGAAGACAUUGGUCAAUAUCAUAGUCAAUAAAAGGAUGUAGAGUUGUUGUUGGUCUUUAAUGUUAGAUAAUGUAGUAAUUCGUGUACUUUAGGAUUGAUGUAACUCGCCGUAAGACUAGAAAGAUACUUCUUGUACCUGGGGUAUGCUUGCAAUCUGGCACUCUCUAUUGAUGUGAUCUCUUGGGGACUACUUAUCUGUCCUUGAGAAUAGUAUAUGCAUGCUUAUAAUAAUAGCUACUGUACAGCGCAUAUAUGGUAUACAAUAAAAUGGUGCCACGUCAAAAAUUUAGUUGUUGAACCUUGUCUGUUGUAUUUAAGGAGCCAUGGUUUGAUGUGAGAAUUCAUGUAAAUGGCUCUCUUCAGCUUUUAAUUUUGAUGAAUUCUUAAAGGUUCUUAAUGUUCAACUUUACCUUAGGUAAGAAUGUGAAAAUUUAUUCAUCCUGUCUCACCAGCUAAAAGAUCAUGUGAAUUCC